AUGACCCAGGAGCCUCUCGCCAAUGUGGUCGCUGAGGAAGCUGCUUUCCUGAACUCCCUACCUGGCCGAUCCACUUCUCCUGGCCACAUCAGUUCUGACAAGGAGAAUAAACCACAGGAACUUGACAUUAAGGCAUCUGAGAGGGCAAGCCAGAAACCAGUUCAAGGGGAAGAGCCUAAAACAUCAACCCCCGAGAGCAGUGAGGGGGAAGAGAUGGGGCGCAUGAGGGGCAGGGAACGAGGGCCAGGGCUGGACAGAAGCAGGGUACCAGAUUCACGGGGGCCAGGACUGGGCAGGGGAUUACUGUCCAUUAGCACAUCUCGUCCAGGUCCUGGGGGAGACAAGGGCUUACCACCUCUUUGUGGGGACGAUCACCUAAGCACCACCAUGCAGCCUCUGAUCCAGGUGAGGGACAGCCUUAAGAUCACGCUGUCAGGUGACCAGAAGGGGCGACGCCGUGUGGAGGCCACAGAGGACCAGGUGGACGUACCUGAGUCCCCCGAUGACGCCACUGACAGAGACACUGAGUAUGACCCCUUGGAUUACCCAGAGAGGUACGCAGAAGGCCCCUCACAUUACAGCACACCUAGGCACUACAGCCCGUAUUACCAACCUCGUCAGCCAUACCCAGGUUACAGACCCCAACACCGUCCACCCAGGCACUUUUUCCACAGGCCACCACACUUCCAGAUCUAUGGUAGGCCCCAUUUUCCCUAUGGUGGCCCCCGCUAUGGAGGUCCUCACUACCCGUACCAAGAACCCAGACCCUGCAGAUCACAGUGGUCACCACGAUUCCACCACGGCCAUCACGACUUCCCAAGACCAGCAGGAACAAGAAUGUCUAGCAGGGAAAUCCCCCUGAAAUCCCCUCGUUCUUCCAGUGGAUCAGAGCUCAAUGACAGUGUUGCCAUGACAUCUGAUGCUAGCAGUGUGACAAGUGAAAAGUCCAAGCUGCCUUGUACGUACUGUGGAAAGUUAGGUGGCUCCAAGUGCAAGAAUUGUAAGAGUCCAUACUGCAGUCGUCCAUGUCAAGAGAAAGACUGGCCGUCUCACAAGUCACAGUGUAAUAAGAUUCGUGAAAACAAGGAAGAUGAGGAGGAAUUUGCUAAAAGAUUUGAGUUUUCCAUUGAUGAUAAUCUGGUCAUUGCAUGUCAAAAUGCUCUAGACUUGGACGAGAAUGUAUCUUCUCCAGAAGUACAAGAAGGGUCUCAAGCAAAAGUACAAACAGUGACCAAGGUACCAUCUUGUCAGCUUACUUUGAACCAGACCGUUAAGGGUGUGAUCUGCUGGGUGGACAGUCCCUGUAGUUUGUGGAUGCAUCAGGCUAAUGAAGAGAUCAUUCAUGGCUUUUGGGACCUCAUUGCUAAACUAAAGGAGUUGUAUUCUAAGGGUGGGAAACCAGUUUAUAAACAGCUGAGGAAGGGAGAUUAUGUGGCAGCUCUGUCUAAAGAGUAUGACACCUGGAAUCGUGCCCAGGUCUUGUCAACUGAAGGAAUGGAGAAAAUCACAGUGCACUUCAUUGACUAUGGAAACAGUGAUACAGUCUCCAAGGAUUGCCUGAAAGAGAUUGACCCAUCCUUUCUCCAGCUUCCAGCCCAGGCAAUCCACUGUGCCCUGGCGGGAUUUGAGGACACAGUGACGUGGCCUAUGGAGAGUGUGAAUGUCACCCAAGAUGUUCUCAGCAGUGCCGAUGUGUUUGACAUAGAACCGUUGGAGUGUAAGCAGGGCGUGUAUGUCAUCUCCCUGAAGAAACAUUCUGAUGGUGUGUCAGUUAAUGCCCUCCUGAAGAAAGCUCUCUCUGCCCAGGUGUCCUCCUCCAGAUUAGAAACUGUUAGCACAGCACCACUAGUCCCCAUCCCUUUGGCUGACCAGCUUCCUCUGGCCAGCGACACAGUCAGGCUUGGUGACCAUAUCUGGGUGAACAUCGUCCUUGUCACCAGUCCAAAGUCAUUCAAGGUUCAGCUGUGUGACAAGCAGAGAAUUGCUACCUUUCAGAAAUUCUGUGAAGACCUGAACCAGUUCUAUUGCUCUGCAGCUGCUAUGCCCCACCCGUGCUCUGUGGGAGAAAUGGUCGUUGCCAAGUUCUCUGAAGAUGGCACAUGGUACAGGGCUAAAGUUCUGGAGAUCUGUCAAGAGUCUGUCAGAGUGAUGUAUUUAGACUUUGGCAAUGAGGAGAAGGUCUUGAUGAAAGACAUCAGAAAGGCUGGGGAGAAGUGCCAGAGUUUCCCUGCUCAGGUAGUGGAGAGCGCUUUGGUAGGGGUGGAGCCAGUAAGAAAAGGACAAUGGGCAGAAGGGGCCAUUGAUUUACUGCGAGAACUGAAACCCCUCCAAGCAGUGGUCAAGUCUAAAGUUGCUAAAAAGCUGAUCCUUGAUAUCUAUGAUGAGAAAUCUGGAUCGUUGUCGGCAUACCUUGUCUCUGAAGGGUUUGCUCAGUUUGGUACUAACACAGUAGCAUCUUCCCUUGUGCAGCCAGCAGCGAAUGAUUUCACACCUGACCAGGUAGUAGCCUCGGAACAGCAGGCUGCCAUGGUGCAAAACACACAGCCAUCCAUCGCACUGUGGUCACCCAAGGGACAAUCUUCUUCACCACUACAGAAGUUUGCUCAUUCCUCAAACACAGAAUUGCCACAUGCCAGACUUCAGCCCGGAAAAACAACUCAGGCACUUUGUCAAGUCGUUGAGGAAGAUGGAAGUUUUUUUAUUCAAAAUUUAGCAAAGGAGAAUCUGGACAACCUAACCUUGAUGACCCAGAUACAUGAGUUGUACGAAAAACGUCCGGCUGCUCCCUGUACACCAGUACCAGGUGAUUGCGUUUGUGCCAAGUUUGCAGGAGCCUGGUGUCGUGCUGUUGUCAAAGACGUUCUUCCUGAUGGUCAAGUCAGACUGUACUUUGUGGACUACGGAAACAUAAGCUGUUUGCCAGCAAACUGUGUUCAGAGUCUGGAUGACAGCUUCAGCAAAAUCCCUGCACAGGCUAUCAAGUGUGUCUUACAAGAGGGCCGCAGUAUUAACUGGUCAGAGAAAGCCAAGUCUCUGUUGAACGCUUAUAUUUUGGAACAGACAUUAUCAGUUACUUUAAUGGAGGAAGUGGGAGGUGUAAGUUACGUCCAUGCAGUAUCUGAGAAAGGUAAUGUUGGUGAACUCCUGUUGAGGGAAACCUCUAAAUGUGCAAGCUCUGCAACAUUUUCUGCUGCCCAAUUUUCGCAGGCUGCCACUGACCAAGGUGUGAGGCCAGCAGCCUCAACUUUACCAGUCAUCAAGCUUCAGCCAGGUCAGCCAACUAAUGCCUUCUGUUCAGUUGUUGAAGACGACGGAAGCUUUUAUGUUCAAAGUUUGGUUGAAGAAAACAGAAAUACUUUACUGACGAUAACACAAAUUGACUCCAUGUAUAAAUCUCGCCCUUUGAUGACUUUCACACCAGUCAGAGGUCAGCUGGUAUGUGCCAGCUAUGAAGGAUCUUGGUGUCGUGCUGUUGUCAAAGACAUCCAUCCAGAUGGUCAGGUCAGACUAUAUUUUGUGGACUACGGAAACACAAGUUGUUUGCCAGCAAAUUGUGUUCAAAGUCUGGAUGACAGUUUCAGCAGAAUCCCAGCACAGGCUGUUAAGUGUGUCUUAGAUGGCUACAACGAGGGAAACUGGUCGAGUGCUAAUAGUAUUAAAUUGAGCGAGAAGUUGGUGGAGAAGACAUGCACUGUAGCUGUAGUCCACACUCAAGGUGAUACAAACUAUGUGAAGGUCAUUUCUGAUACAGGGGAAGAUGUGAACUCGAUUGUCAUGUUGACAACAAGGGAUUCUAAUCCUGUAAUAACUCUCUCGUCCUUAGGCAUGGCAGCUCUUCAGUCAAAGGAGGCAGACUUAGUCCUGAUGACCAUUCUAUCUCCUGGAGAGUUUUACUGCGUGUCACCAAUUGCUGAAGAACUAACAGUGAAGGUCCACUCUGCCUGUGUGAACCAAACCCCUGACACAAACUAUGAGCCAAGCAUUAACCACGUCUGUGCAGCUGUGUACGCUCAAGAUAAUCGGUUUUACCGUGUUGCUGUAGUGGAUAAGGAGGCUGCCUCAGGCCAGUAUGAGGUGUUUUACCUGGAUUAUGGGGACAGCGCUCUGGUACAACAGAACCAGCUGAGAAGACUGCCCACGGAGCUCACCCAGCCACCGUGUGCCUUCCUCUGUUACAUUCCUGGUGUGAUAUGUGGAGCAGAUCAGCACUGGUCUGCACAGACAAUAGAAAUCAUCCAGAGCUGCUCCCAGCAGCCCGUCCACGUGGAAGUCCUGACGCAGAAAGAUGGCCGCCAUGAAGUGCGCCUCUUUCACAAAGGUGUGGAUGUGGGACAGAUGUUACAACAGUCCUGUCAGCCUACCCCUGUGCCUGCCAUCCCUGGAGCAGACCCUCCUACCCAGACAGCUGGUGCAGGUGAUGAUACUGGUGCAACUGAAGCUGAAGUAUUAAGAAAACAGAAUGAAGAUCUGAAGAAAAAGUUGGAGGCCUUAGAAGCAAUGAUGGCUUUGCAGAACUUACAGAAAUCCUAGCCUGAAGUAGGAUUGUUUCAGACUUGAGUUGACUAGCAGAGGUGAGGAAUUCUCCGUCACUGGUUCCUCCUAGAAAGGUCAGCUAACCUAUCAACAGGAUUGCAACGACUAAACAGUAUUUUGUGUGAUUUGCAAAUGCUAUGUUUGCAUAAAACUUUUUUUUUUCUAUUAUCAUGCCAUAAAUAUGAGGACAUUAUUCUGGCCACUCUAGUUACGACGUAGUUAUACUGUGACACAUGUUGACAAAUGAGUAACGUUGUAGUACAUGCUUGUUUACUCUUAAUUACCCAACAUAAUUUGCCAAUGAUACGACAUUAAUGGGUUGUUUUUUUUUUGUUAUUGUCUCUGAGAGUGUCUUGAGAGUAAGAAAAAAAAUGUAAAGAGAAGAACUUGAAAUCACAUCAUGUAAAUAACGCAAAUUUAACCUUCCAUAUUGGAAAGGAAGCAAGCCCUAAACAAGUUGAUUUAAGUGAAUUUAAGUGAACCUAACAGUAGCUUUUUCAUGACUUUAUGAUUCUUUACAUUAGAGAAUGUGAAAUGUGUGCCACUUGAAAUAUUUUUUGUGUGUAAUAUUUCACAUAUUAUGCCAUGAAGAGGACAGCAUAUCCGUGACACCUAGUCAAGCAUGAUAAGACUGGUCUGGUAAGUCACACAUGUGGAUUUGAUGGAUACAUCAACGAUGCCUGGAUUCAGAGGAAUGAGGUGGGGGUGGGGCAGGGGUGGGGGAUAUUGUUUUUUCAACAUAAGGUGUUAUUGACAUAAUUUCAUGCAUGGAAAAAGUUUGAAAUCGCUUGUGGCUUGAUUUCUAAGGAAUGUGAAAUGAGAAGUAGACUUAUGAAAGCAUUGUAGUCUUGCCACUCGACACUGAUGUGUUUUUCGUGAUACGCUGGUAUGACAUAGGAUGAAUCCUGGUGAGAACUCACAACCCGUAUGACAAACACUUGAAAUUGCAUAAACUGUUUGAAAUCAUUCCAGUUGACUCUCAGAAUAUUGUGAAGUUGAGAACAGUGUUGAUCUGCUAUUAGAUUUUAUUCAUUUGGCAGAAUGUUUGGUUGGUGCAUAUCUAAAUAAUAAACAUGGUGCUGUAGUACACCAUCUUUGGAUAUAUGAAGCCCAGAUUUGUGUUGUGCACAGCGCAUAGUACACCACCAAAUUAGUUCUUACCUGUUGUAAAGAGGAUUUGUAGAAGAAAAGUUUAUUUUAAACAUGCUUCAUACAAUGUUUUUAUCACUGCUGCGCGCAAGGUACAUGUAGCAUUAAGUUUUAAUGUCUUCAGUAUUUCAUCUCUGCGAGAGACUUCUUCUCACUGAAUCUUUAGUCAUGCAGGUGCAGGUUUUUUUUUUUGUUAAAUUUGAAGUUUUUGAAGUACUUGUUUUAGAUAAAUGUACUUUUCAUGUUGACAUAGAUGAUUGGGGCACAUGUGCUUAUGGCAUAAUAUGCACUGACCUAUUUUGGAGGUGAUUUUAUGGUCAUUUUGAACCUUUGACAACUGUCAGCACAUGUUGAGAUAAGAACCAUCCUCAAAUUUUGUCCAUGACUGAGUUGCCCAUUUUUUAGUUUAGGAAUGAUAGUUCUUUUGAUCUUAGAAAGGUGCGAGGUUUGUUUGGUUGCUGGGAUGAUUUCUUAAAAUAGAAGUUACAGCAUCAAAGGUGACACUUUCAUGUAUUUGUUUUGAGGCAAAAUUUUUGGUCGUUUACUAUAGUUGUGAUUUUUUUUAUACAAGAAUGCAUUACAUCAGACUAAAAUGCCAAUCUGCUGGAUUACACCAUUGCAGACUUCAAUAUUAGUCUGUUGCAUUCGGAAUAAUGAUCUUCAGAAAGGACAGCACUGAAUAUGUUGGUGUAAUUUAGCUUUUGUGAUCUGUUUGGUCAACUUACAAAGUACAAAGAAUGCGACAAAGAACACAAAGUGGCUGGUAAGGACUACUGAGCAUUUGGUCCCAAAACAAUACAAAGUCUAUGAUACAUGUACUUGUCUACUAUGCCUUGUAUACAACUGAAGUUGUCUUCUUUAUAUCCUAUAUAUUUUGUUUUUUACUUGUUGAUACUGAUGAGAUUGCCAGUGUUUGCUACAAUGUAUAAUGAUCAUAAAGUUUUUCUUUUGUUUAGCAAGUUGAAAUAAAUAUUUUAUGUUCAAAUGUAAU
Messenger RNA from Liolophura sinensis, 6673 nucleotides. RefSeq names its product tudor domain-containing protein 1-like. The coding region runs from base 1 to 4530 and encodes 1509 amino acids. The transcript is spliced from 18 exons. The record is from RefSeq and is a predicted model, not a curated record. NCBI's taxonomy places the organism in Eukaryota, Metazoa, Mollusca, Polyplacophora, Chitonida, Chitonidae.